AUGGCGGAACGGCGGCGCGCGUGGAACACGGAAGACGACCUGCCAGUGUACCUGGCGCGGCCGGGCAGCGCGGCGCAGACCCCGCGUCAGAAGUACGGCGGCAUGUUCGCUGCUGUGGAGGGCGCCUAUGAGAACAAGACCAUCGACUUCGACGCCUACAGCGUGGGCCGCCGCGGCUCCGCGCGCACGCCACGCAGCGCUGGCCGGCCCGACGCCGUGGGCCUGCCGUGCCCCGGCGGCAGCGAGGACACCGCCAGCGAUGUGAGUGAGCCCUCUGGUUCUGCCGUCAGCUCGCCAGGCGAUCGUGAUGACAGACCACCGGCGUUGCGCAUCCGAUGCCCUGCGCCCCGCGACCUGCCCCUCGGUCGGGACAAUGGCCAGAGUGACCGGCUCCUCAUCAGAGGCGGACGCAUCAUCAAUGAUGACCAAUCCUUCUAUGCCGACGUCUACCUGGAAGAUGGACUCAUAAAACAAAUAGGAGAGAACCUGAUUGUUCCUGGUGGGGUGAAAACCAUCGAGGCCAAUGGACGAAUGGUCAUUCCCGGGGGCAUUGAUGUCAACACUUACCUGCAGAAGCCCUGCCAGGGCAUGACCUCAGCUGAUGACUUCUUCCAGGGCACCAAAGCAGCACUGGCAGGUGGAACCACAAUGAUCAUUGAUCAUGUUGUUCCUGAACCUGGGUCCAGCCUGUUGACUUCCUUUGAGAAGUGGCACGAAGCAGCAGACACCAAGUCCUGCUGUGACUAUUCCCUCCAUGUGGACAUCACAAGCUGGUACGAUGGUGUUCGGGAGGAGCUGGAGGUGCUGGUGCAGGACAAAGGUGUCAACUCCUUCCAAGUCUACAUGGCGUAUAAGGACCUGUACCAGAUGUCCGACAGCCAGCUGUACGAAGCCUUCACCUUCCUCAAGGGCCUGGGAGCUGUGAUCUUAGUCCAUGCAGAAAAUGGAGACUUGAUAGCUCAGGAACAAAAACGGAUCCUGGAGAUGGGCAUCACGGGUCCCGAGGGUCAUGCCCUGAGUAGACCUGAGGAGCUGGAGGCUGAAGCUGUGUUCCGGGCUAUUGCCAUCGCAGGCCGGAUCAAUUGCCCAGUGUAUAUCACCAAGGUCAUGAGUAAGAGCGCUGCAGACAUCAUCGCGCUGGCCAGGAAGAAAGGUCCCCUUGUCUUCGGUGAGCCUAUAGCUGCCAGCCUGGGAACUGAUGGCACCCACUACUGGAGCAAGAACUGGGCAAAGGCAGCUGCGUUUGUGACCUCCCCUCCCCUGAGUCCAGACCCCACCACUCCUGACUACUUGACCUCCUUGCUGGCCUGUGGAGACUUGCAGGUCACAGGUAGUGGCCACUGUCCCUACAGUACCGCCCAGAAAGCUGUUGGCAAGGAUAACUUCACGCUGAUCCCCGAGGGUGUCAAUGGUAUAGAGGAGCGGAUGACUGUUGUCUGGGACAAGGCAGUGGCUACUGGCAAGAUGGAUGAGAAUCAGUUUGUAGCCGUCACCAGCACCAACGCAGCCAAGAUCUUCAACCUGUACCCCAGGAAAGGUCGGAUUGCUGUGGGCUCUGAUGCUGAUGUGGUCAUCUGGGAUCCAGACAAGAUGAAGACCAUAACAGCCAAAAGCCAUAAAUCAACUGUGGAGUACAACAUCUUUGAGGGCAUGGAGUGCCACGGCUCGCCUCUGGUGGUCAUCAGCCAAGGCAAGAUUGUUUUUGAGGAUGGGAACAUCAGCGUCAGCAAGGGCAUGGGCCGCUUCAUCCCUCGGAAGCCAUUCCCAGAGCACCUCUACCAGCGCGUGAGGAUCAGGAACAAGGUGUCCGGGUUGCACGGUGUUUCCAGGGGAAUGUACGACGGCCCUGUGUACGAGGUGCCAGCUACACCCAAACAUGCAGCUCCUGCUCCUUCUGCCAAAUCUUCGCCUUCCAAACACCAACCCCCACCUAUCAGGAACCUCCACCAGUCCAACUUCAGCCUAUCAGGUGCCCAGAUAGACGACAACAAUCCAAGGCGUACGGGCCACCGCAUUGUGGCUCCCCCUGGUGGCCGCUCUAACAUCACCAGCCUUGGUUGA
Messenger RNA from Arvicola amphibius (Eurasian water vole), 2061 nucleotides. It is a transcript of the gene Crmp1, whose product is annotated as collapsin response mediator protein 1. Gene Ontology annotation, molecular function: hydrolase activity, acting on carbon-nitrogen (but not peptide) bonds, in cyclic amides. The coding region runs from base 1 to 2061 and encodes 686 amino acids. NCBI's taxonomy places the organism in Eukaryota, Metazoa, Chordata, Mammalia, Rodentia, Cricetidae. Gene Ontology annotation, cellular component: cytoplasm; cytosol. The transcript is spliced from 14 exons. The record is from RefSeq and is a predicted model, not a curated record.